UGGCAGCCCGACCGCGGCCCUCGGGCUGGGAGCGAGCGAGGCUACAGUGGCGGGAGGGGAAGGAGCGCGCCUUUUCGGCUCUGCCGUCCCCGGUCUCGAGCACGCCGGGGACCGGGACCCCCGGCUCUGGUGGGCGCCACGCGACACCCGGGCGCUUCCCGAGCCCGGCGGAACAAAAGACGGGCCGCGGCUGUUCCCGCCCGGAGUGGCACCGCUGAGCGCCGGGCCCCGCCGGAGCGCUUCCCGGGGCACCGGAAGCUGCCUCAGCGAGGAGGCUCGGGGCCGUGCCAGCCGGGGAGGCCGCGGACCGGAGCGGCAGGAGCCGGUGGGUACCGCCGCGGUCGGGGCCUAGCGGCGGGCACAGCCCACCCCCGGCCGGCUGCAGCGCCCCGCGCGUUCCCCGCUCGGCAGCGCGGCCCCUCCGUGCCUUUCGGGGUGGCCGCCUCGGCCCCGUGGCACCCGCAUCCCCUCCGGACGUACGGCUUCUCCUCUCCCCUUUCCCUCCGGGCCGGGCCUUUGGGCGCUCGGAGCCGCCCCCCUUCCCCGGAGCAGCAGGACCGUGAACCGGGGAGUCAAGUCCACCGGCCAGCAGCUUGCCUUUGCCGGGCCUUGAUAAAACAAAGAUGUUUCCUCACAUACAACGAUGCUGCUUCCACACACCUUUCAAACUCCAGAAGUUGACCGUUCCCAGACUACUACUGUAUGGAAAGAAUAAGACAACUUGGUCUUCUCUCAGCCUCCAGCUGCAGAGAAACGUGUGUCCUCUCUCAAGAUCUCCAAGCCUCAACCCAGCAUCAGUAUAUGCGACUAAGCUCCAGGCUUUUCAUACGUCUCCCCCCUUCUUCAAGAAGAAAACCCCCAAAGAAUCUGAGACCAAAGACUUGGGCGUCUUGCAACGAAGUAUGAAAUCACUGAAGGAUUCUCCCAAGCCAGCCCUCCACUUAAGCCUUGCAGGGCUAAUUCCAUUUGUUUCUGUUCCACUGUUAAUGGCCAUCCAAGGGACCUACUACCCAGAGCUGGCAUUUGCUCAGAUUACGUAUGGUGCCGUAACAGUCUCUUUCCUAGGAGGAAAGAGGUGGGGGUUUGCUCUCCCGGAAAACAGCCCAGCCAAGCCAGACUGGCUGAACCUGGCUAACAGUACAGUUCCUCCUCUACUUGCCUGGCAAGCCUUACUUUUUAAAGAUACCACACGUGGUGCAAUAAUGCUAAUAAUGGCCUUGGGGAUAGCACUACAUUAUGACCUUUCCCUUCUUCCUACUUAUCCUAGGUGGUUUAAAGUACUGAGGGUAGUGGGAACAGUGGUGAUGGUAUUAUCACUGUUAGCUACUGCAGCAUUGAAGACUAUUUCAGAGGAGCACCCUAGUAACAGAAGAAAUAAAUGGCAAAACACAAAACAAUAAAUCAAUAGGAAAAAGCUAUUUAUCUGCCAAUAAGGUAUUUGUAUUGAGUUUCAGGGGAAGUAAAGACUUAUUUAUGCUUAGAAGUUGUAGGAUGGCAGGGAUCAAGAAGCUUAUUCUCAAAGCGAACAACUUCGCUAGUUUAGGAGGGAAGGAUUGUAAAUAGCAGUGACUUCCAAGGCAGGCAUGAGUCUGUCCUUAUCUGUAGAACAAAGCAUCACUCUUGAAGGAGAUGUUACUGUCAUAUGAAUUUAAAAUGGAGAAUCUAAUGACACGCGUAUGAACUGCUCUAUGCUGAAUUAUUAAAGUAUCUGGUUUAACUAUAA
This is a messenger RNA of Harpia harpyja (harpy eagle), 1723 nucleotides long. RefSeq names its product transmembrane protein 69 (gene TMEM69). The record is from RefSeq and is a predicted model, not a curated record. The transcript is spliced from 3 exons. Lineage: Eukaryota; Metazoa; Chordata; Aves; Accipitriformes; Accipitridae. Bases 624 to 1400 code for a protein of 258 amino acids.